Cucurbita pepo subsp. pepo (vegetable marrow) is the source of this 501-nucleotide messenger RNA. RefSeq lists its product as uncharacterized. Lineage: Eukaryota; Viridiplantae; Streptophyta; Magnoliopsida; Cucurbitales; Cucurbitaceae. Gene Ontology annotation, biological process: shoot system development; root development. The record is from RefSeq and is a predicted model, not a curated record.
AUGAGGAGGAAGGACGAAGAGAAGAUCGCUUUAUAUGUUAAAGCUAGGAAGAGACUAGCUAGGCAAAUGGCGAAACUGGUUUCGACUUUACAGAAGAAAAUCAGAACGGCGGAACAAGGCACCACCGCCGCCGAUCUUGCCUCCGCGAUCGAAGAAGUCGUCGGAGUGACGACGGCGGUUUCUCUCGCGCUACUCAACGGAAUCGCUGAAUCGUUCUCGACUAGGAAGCCAUGGGCGUGGACAGGAUUGGAUCGCCUUUCAAAGAAAUCAGCGGAGGAGGAGAAAGGGAUUCGAGAGUUCAGAGAAAUCGGAUCUGAGAAAUUGAGAGAAUUAAAGAAGAAAGGAAAAGAAGAAACGGAAAAGGCGAUGAAGAAGAUGAGAGAUUCAGAGGAUUGGUUUAGCGACAUUGAAACUCGAAGCCAGAAGGUAUUCAGGAGUUUGAUCAGUGCCAGAGUUUCGCUGCUAAACGCUCUGUCACAGCAACAAGCAUCGGAAAAAUAA